AUGGCUCUAAACAUACACUAUUUCUGGCCUACCAUGGCUAUGACUCUACCGAAUAUGCCAAGAGAUGUGAUCGCUGCUAUUGAUCUAGUGGUUCCCGUACCGCCAGCGCCUGCCAAGAAAGACACGAUGAUUGUCGUCAUCGACUACUUUACUAAAUGGAUUGAGGCCGAAGCUCUAUCAUCUACCAAGGAAGCUGACGUGGAACGAUUUAUGUGGAGAAACAUCAUCUAUUGGUUUGGCUGCCCGCAAUCGCUGGAUACCGAUAGUAGCUUACAAUUCAUUGGCAAGCAGAUUAUCGCAUUCUUCUCAAAAUACAAGAUCAAGCAACACCUGUCUACCCUGAGGUACCCCCAAGGCAAUGGUCAGGCUGAGGCAUCCAACAAAAUCAUAUUGGGUUGA
Messenger RNA from Prunus armeniaca (apricot), 399 nucleotides. The record is from the annotation of a GenBank genome assembly. Lineage: Eukaryota; Viridiplantae; Streptophyta; Magnoliopsida; Rosales; Rosaceae.